Temnothorax curvispinosus is the source of this 5415-nucleotide messenger RNA. RefSeq names its product putative mediator of RNA polymerase II transcription subunit 26. The record is from RefSeq and is a predicted model, not a curated record. Bases 164 to 4330 code for a protein of 1388 amino acids. NCBI's taxonomy places the organism in Eukaryota, Metazoa, Arthropoda, Insecta, Hymenoptera, Formicidae. The transcript is spliced from 5 exons.
CCGCGCACUUUUGAGUCACGCGCGAGAGCGUAGUGAGUCGCAGACGGUUCGCCGAUUGAUAGAUAACGCAACUGAUCUAAUUCAUUGAUCGUGGUGAUCCCCGUGGAUACUCGCCGUGAGAGCGUGUCCGACCAAGCCGGAGAUUCGCACAAAAUUCUGGUGAAUGACCUCAUGGUCUGCCACGAUGUCGUCAAUAUUACUAUUGAAUUGUGUUCUGACGGCGUGGCUGUUUGUCACCAUAGGAGCGAUUACCGUAUCGGUAGAUCGUGCUGACAUUAAAACCCCACCAACACGAUCGUCGAUGAUCGCAAAUGGCUGGCGACCUCUGACUAAUUCCUACGAGGAAACGAUCGGCACUAACGUGUCGCCGUCGAGCCACCUGGAGAAGAACGUCCAGGUGCAUCCCGUCCUGAGCAAGUUUCAGGAGCACAUGGCGACUUCGGAAAAGCUGAAGCCGUUACGAAAGGGCAAGCCGCCGGUUCACGAAUACAGUCCGCCGAGUAUACUCGGUAGUUUCACGGUGUUCGGACACGCGGCGACAAAAGCGCGUGGCGAGAUCAAGACGCCAGUUAAACACGUGGCCACGGAGACUCGGGAAUAUACGUUCCUGAUACCACCGCCCAAGGACGCGUACCGUUUCGAGGUGAGCCAACACCGCAAGCCGGUCGUGCGCGACAGCGGUAGCUACUUGCCGAGACAGCCGCCGCAGACAGCCUACGUGGCGCAGAAUGUCCAUCAGCAACCACUGGAUAGCGUACGCGCGGCGACCUAUUUCAUCAAGGGUAUCCCAAGCAACCGCCCUUACGUCCCGCCGUUCGCCAUGCAGGCGUUACAGGCAUCGCAAGCGUUGCAACCACCUCGCCAACCGGAGAAACCGUUCGAAUCCUUGAAAGUCGCUAACAGCGCGAAACCGUACUUCCAGCCGCCCGGUGCGGAGAUCCCGGGUGACUUCGGCAAGCAGAAGAUCAACGGGAACGAUGGCGAUGUCUACGAUAGAUACCAAGCGCAAUCUCACAAUUCGCAGGUGCUAAAUUCGGCGAGCAGCGGUAACUUCUACAGCCAAGUGAACCAUCCCUCGAAUCAUUAUAAGUCCACCUACGAGCGAGAUCCUGCCUUCCUGGUGCACGAAAGUCACGAGAUCAGUUACGUGACGCCACCCGGAUCGUACAACCCGUACAGUUUCCGCCCUUCGUUGCCGUACGAGACUCUGUUACCACCCGCGGUCUACUCGCCCUCGUCAACGCCACCGUCCACCACCGCCGUCACGCGGAAUCCCAGUAAAUUCGGCCAGACUAACGACGCGGCUCGGGAGCACUAUAAUAAACGCCCGGAUACGCGUAACAAGCACGAAAAGGGCGGACAGACCGAAUUACCUAAUCCCAGAACUACGAGCACUUAUUACGUUUCGGAACACCAGGAACUUACACCCCCCACGUGGCCGAAGAGCAAAUACACGUCCGACAUCAACGAAGUUCUGCCGAAGGAGAAUCCACCAAGCAAGUUCAGUCAAGAGGUCGUAAACCAGAAUCAAAUCACACAGGGUCCGAAGAACGUGUACCACAGACCGCAGAACUCCUUCGAGCCUGUUGAGGUUUACCCACCGACGCCGAUACCGGAUUACGAGACACCGGAGAGCAUCUCUCUCAAGCACUUUAACGAGCAACAGUUUCUGCUACAGCAACAAUUGCUGCUGCGCGAUCGACAGAGACUGGCGGAGCAGGAGCGUCAACAGAAACUAGAGAUCGAACGGCAGCAGCAAGAAGAGCUGAAGAAACAGCAGGAACAGCUCAAUCAACUUGCGCAACGGGAAAAUGAGGAAGAAGAGGCAGCUAGACUUGCCGCGGAAUCCGCGAAGAAUCAGUCACAAGAGAUCGUGAGGCUCCCGGCCAAUAUGCCAUACACAAUUCAAUUGGCGCAAUUCGAACCGCAGGUCACUACAGAUGGCAAUAUUCUGGUGUCGGAACCUGGUAUUUACAAUGUUGAACAGUUGAGACUUCAGCCUCAGGUAUCCCAGAUCCCAGAGAAUCAGGUGAACCAGAAUUAUCAAUACCAGCAGCAUUACCAGAACAGCUAUCAGGAGCAACAGGUCAAUUACCGUGAGCCUCAAACCGAGACGCGGCCGUACCGUCCGCAGAAACCGUCCCGCGAUCCACAACGUCGUAAAAAGCCGACGACCGUUGCGCACGAACUCUCGCCGACGGAACCGCCGAGCCAGCCGCCGGAAACUGCCAUUCCCUUGACCCUGUACGCAGAGGAAGUACCGAUUCAGACGACGGUGGCACCGGAAGUGCAAACCGCGCCAACAGUGUCGACACAGAGAUCCAGAACUCGUCGUCCGGCGGCGCCGGGUCGACGACGAAAGCCCGCGACAACCACGCAGGAACCCGUCACGACGUCUUACCCGGAGGAAGACUACCUCAAGUACAAUAGAGAAGACGUGCAGCACAAUCAGCACGACUCUUCGCGAAGAAGACGAAUAAAGCCCACCCAGGCAAGUUACAACGAGGAAGCGGUAACGGAGAAGAGAGGUAACGUCAGGAAACGACCAAGUCAUCGAACGAAAGUGAGCCACGACGAGUCGUACGACACGCAGAUCGUCACGGAGAAUGCGUACGCCUCCUUAAAUUCUUAUGGACAGACCACGGAGCCUGCGCCGAACUACAAUGAGAAUAACUACAAUCAGGAUAACCAUAAUCAGAAUAACUACAAUGAGAAUAACUACAAUCAGAAUAACUACAAUGAGAAUAACUAUAAUGAGAAUAACCAAUUCGCGACGAAUCAGCCGAGCGUUUCAUACGGAACAAGCCAGCCACUUAAUCAAUAUUAUGAUUACUCUUCGCAGCAGAAUGAGAGAUACCAGGAGGAUCAACGCAAGGACCAUCGCGAGGACAGCAUCGUGCCAGAACAAGUGUCAGAAUAUCACACGGAGAUCAACCGCGGCAAAAUCGAGGAUUAUAACACCGAUACUCGUCAGCAAAACGUGAACGUCGUCACUAGCAUACCACUGGAAGAUCUCUACGUGAAGACCGACGGUAAUUAUUACGAUCGCGCGACAACUGACGGCCCGACAACCACGACAACGACGACAACGACGACGACGACGACGACAACUACCCCGCAACCCGUAACGCAGGCUCCUCAGGUCGCCACCUCUACGUCGAAAUCUCACAGGAUUCGCCCAUUAAGAUACGGUAAUGCUACCAGACCGCGUUUCAGCAUCAAGGAUUACAAGAGCCGCAUGGAUUACAAAAACAGACUAUCUCAGAGUUCAACAACGGAGGUAGCACCGACGCCGGCCAGCGAAGCCUUGACGCGCGGUCCUCAUACCAGACAGAGAACGUCGAGCGCGAAAAGUCAACAGGCUCAAUUAACAUCAGGCGAUACCGUUCGAGAGACUACCGGCAGAUACAAAUACGUCUCCAGAGUAAACUAUCGAACUACUACGUCGUCCCCUGCGACCGCGAGAGAUCAAGAACGAUACUCGGAGGAGGGCGUAUCCUCUACGACCGAAAAGAAUAAAUUCGUGCCGAAGAGGCGACCGAUCAGCGGCAACGUUUACCGAAGUAGAAUUGCCUCUACUACGACCAGUCCCACACGAUCUCAGCUCAGCGAGAACGUUCCGAAUGUUCCGAGGCAGAGCUCGGUGCGACCCGAGAACGUGUACUCGUCAUCGAUACGUAGGCGGCCGGUCAUGAAGAGCAGGCUGCACAAGGAGAACAACGCGGCAACGGCGUAUCCGGACAGCAAGCGGCAGGAGGAGCCUACGGAGAUGGCCGCCGAGGAAACCAGUUUCUACUCAACCGCCUCGUCAAACAGUCGUCUCGUGGGCAACGAGAUCGUUAGCGAGAAGGGAGAAGCCGCGUCGCUCGACAGCCAUCCGGUGAAACUCGGCGUGCAGGAGAGCAAAAACCAAGGGGAGACUGUUUCGCAGAACGAGGAGACAAGAGCGGCGCCGACCGACGCGACCUUCGCUGAAGACGAUCGCGGACGGAUUUCAAGCGAUGAGACCGAGCAAACGAGUCGAACCGAGAAGCCGGAAGCUUCCGCGACCGCCGGAAGCGAGGACGACGCGACACGGGAGGGAGAGCCAGAAGCCACGGAGACCACGACGAAGUUCGACGUGCGAUCCGACGAAGAGGAAUUGUUCGCCAAGGCGUCGCAGAGCGUGGCGGACCUGACGAGCUCCGCCUCCGCUCUGUACGACAAGCCGGGCAUGUUCAAGGCGGUCUCGCCGGAGAGCAGGCUCGUCUCGCCGCAGUUCAAGAUCACCACGGACGAGCCGACGUUACCUAUCGAGGCCUUCUUUCAAGAGCUCUCGAAAAAGAACUAACGACUCAGGGUAAAUCAUUCUGCCGCGAGCAAACUGUCAUCAAAUCGUAACACACGCGAUCGACAAUUCAGUGCUUCGAGGAGCAAUGGGAGAUCGUAGGAAGCUUCCCAUAUAAGCUUCUUUCGAGAAGCAAAACAUUCAGGAUUUGUUUUCGGUAAUAAAUGGUUUCGUAGGAAAACUUACAUUUCAAAAGAAAAUAACAUUCUGUUGGAAAAAGAUCUACAGAUUUCUCGAGGCAUUCUAUUACGCUAAACGUAGAAAGUUUCGAGAGACUAAAGGAACUUACAUACUUUAAAUGUACCGUAGUCUUACGUACUUAAUUUCGCUCCUAAAUUAUUAUCAUCGCGCUGUCAUUUACGUCGUAAAAAGUUAAAACACUGGAAGCGCAUUGAGCGCUUCCAACAUACGAUCAUCAUUUCGAACAUACUUUCCUAUAGAACUAUAGAUAUUAGAGAAACAAAGGGAUAACGAUUAAGCAUAAUUUGUCAUAGCAAGAAGGGUCUGAGAAAAAGCGCUGCUGCUUGAUGAAACUCACGGUGGAGCAACCGCGCUUUUUCUCGUGCUGGGAAAGGACGCUCGGCAGGACAUUGCGUGUGCAAUAUCUGUAAAAAAGUAAAUUAUACUCCUGUGGUAAUAUCAUUCGUAUACGUUCAUUUUAUAUCUUUACGUUAGGUUAUUUGUAAAAGAGGAAAUACCAAAAGUAAAAAUUUCGCGAAUUAGGCAAUAUAGCGAUAUCAUUGGGAACGCCUUAUUAGUGUAAGCAUGCGAAUCAUCCCAUUGUGCAUUUAUUUAAGAGAUCAUUCCCUAAAUCAUUUCUCGUCGUUACUUUUCGCGACAUCGGAAUAAAGAAGCUAACGAGAUUAUUGUAAAUAUGAAUACGUAGGAUAGAACUUUCAGUACUAUCCCCUGGGCAGAAAAUCGUUUUCGAAUUUUAUAAGAAGAAAAAGCAAAGAUAUUUUAAAGUUAUUAGGGGAUUUAGCAAAAAUUAUUGUUAUAAGUGUAGUACGAUUCUUCAAAUUUUGUAAAAGCCUCGUAUUUUUUAGGGAUUAGAAAUAAGUUUGAAAAAACUGUCAUACUGAACUGAA